Molecule: messenger RNA, 672 nt
Organism: Rotaria socialis
Lineage: Eukaryota; Metazoa; Rotifera; Eurotatoria; Philodinida; Philodinidae
Source: the annotation of a GenBank genome assembly
AUGUUGAAUUCUGCUGUAAUGACCGAACAUAUCGACAUCAAGCGUAUCAAUAGUGAUCUUCGUUAUCGUUUUGAAUACAUAUCAAAAUUUCUUAAUUUUACAUCGGACGACAUCGCUAUGCUGAAUACAUUUGCGCCGCUUGCUUUUCCGCUGAUUCCAGACUUGGCUGAUACAGUUUAUAGGAAAUUAUUUUCGUAUGAUAUAACAAAACAACAGUUUAUUUUAGCUGCUGAAGGUUUUGAAGGAUUUUUACCGAGAAAACAAUGCGGACUUACAUUAGAAUCUGCUCCGGUUGUACUUCGAAAAGAUAUGUUCAGCAUUUAUUUACGACGAGUUUUAACAGAACAUGAAUGGAAUGAUACAUUUCUUCAGUAUCUAUCGCAAAUUGGAAAACUCCAUACAGAUCAAGCCGGUUCAGCAUCGCUUAACAUUGAUUUCAUACAUAUAAAUGCUCUACUUGGAUAUUUAGAAAAUCUACUUAUUGCAAAAUUAUGCAAUAUUGAUACGAUGGAUGAAAAAACCAAAUGCGGAAUUUUAAUGGCAAUUAAUAAAUUUUUUUGGAUACAAAAUGAUCUUUUUUCAUUGCACUUUUUAAGAGCAUUAAACGAUAACGGUGCAUCGCAAAAUUCAACUGAAAAAGAUAAAACAACAACAACAUGCUGUUGGGCUUAA